AUGAAAACCAACACGAGCCGAUUCAUAGCCCUGCACACGAGUCCAUCUGGGUUUCUCUGCCCAAAGAUUUACACAGCGAAGGGAAUAUGGCUAGUUCUGGUUUUAAGUAAACACUUGGGCUCUGCUUUAGGCACUCCUGAGGGUGCGCUGGCAGCGCACACCCUGCCCAGCGCUGCCUCCCCAAACUCCAGCCGCACACCAGCCCGCGCUCCGGCGCGCAGUCCCGAGGAGCCCCGUUCGCUGCCGAGCGGAGCGGGCACCGCACACCGCGGGGAGAUCAGCCCUCUGCCCGGGCAGGCCGCGCACCGCCGCGCACCCCCGGCUGCCCCGGCGGGACCGGCCCGACCCCCGGCGACACGUCGAGCCCGGCUCCGGGCUGCGGGCGAGCCGCCACAGGACGGCAUUCCGCGCCGUGCAGCCGCGAUCCCGACCCCGCCGAGCCGGGGCGCACGGCGAGCGGGCGGCACCGCUCGAGGGGCGCAGCAGCCCCGGGAGCGGCGGCUCCGCAGGGUCCCCCCCGGGAGCGGAGCAGCCCCGCCGCGGCACGCGGAGCCCUCCGGCGGCCGCCGCCGCUGCCACAGUCACAGCCCCUCGCCCCGGCUGGACGGAGGGUUCCGCGUUUCCUCAGCCGCUUCGAAGCGGGGGCCGUCCGCACAACUUUCCCCGCGGCGAGCCCGGCUGCGCUCCCGGCCCGGGUUGCGCCGCACGCCGCUCCCCGCCGCUGACACCCGGGCACGCCGGGGAGGGCAAACACACAAAAAGCUCCUGAGACCCGCCCGAACCGGCAUUUCUCCUCCGUCCUACCUGCCCGGCUGCCGGAGACCCCACACCGCCCGCUCCGCGCCGAGCGCUCCGUGCGACGCCCAGGUGGCGUUAGGAGCGCGCUUCCCACGGGCGGCGCGCCCCCGGCGGCCGGAACAUCCCCGCCGGGCGCCGCCGGGAGGAGGGCGCUCCGCACCCGCCCGCGCCGCGGACACCGCCGACACCGCUGCACCUGUGCUGGGCGGGCAGCGGCGCCGCCCCGUCAGUGCCGGCCCGAGCGGGGGCGGGGGAACACCGGGACCGCUCGCCCCGCGCCCGCCGCCGCCACCGCCCUCCCCAGGCAGCCGCCGCCGCACGAGGGACCCCCCCAUCGCCGCCGCUCCGUGCGCUCAUUGGCCCGGCUGCCGUGACCUCACGGCGCCCGCCCCGCCCCGCCGCCGACCCCGGCCCGGGGCAGCGCUGCCGGGCGCGGCGGCACCGCCGGGGUGCGAGGCCGGGCCGCCCGACGGCCGCUCCCAGCUGCUGGGACACUGCGGAGAGCCGGCGGGCGGGGACGGGAGAGAGCGAGUGUGCCCGCGGCCCCCGCCCCGGGGCCGUGCACUUGUGUCAAACCAGGGUUUAGGAGUCUCCUUAUCUCGUCUGCCAGGUGCGGACAGCGAGGUGCAGGCAGGGAGGAGCCACAGGAGUUUCUGUGCGGGGCGGCAGGGGCUGCCCCAGCUGGGCACAGCCCAUUCCAGCCCAUUCCAGCCGGGCACAGCCCAUUCCAGCUGGGCACAGCCCAUUCCAGACCAUUCCAGCUGGGCACAGUCCGUUCCAGCCCAUUCCAGCCGGGCACAACCCAUUCCAGCCAGGCACAGCCCAUUCCAGCUGGGCACAGCCCAUUCCAACCGGGCACAGCCCAUUCCAGAUGGGCACAGCCCAUUCCAACCAGGCACAACCCAUUCCAGCCGGGCACAGCCCAUUCCAGCCAGUCACAAACCAUUCCAGCUGCGCACAGCCCAUUUCAGCCCAUUCCAGAUGGGCACAGCCCAUUCCAGCCGGGCACAGCCCAUUCCAGCUGGGCGUAGCCCAUUCCAGCCAGCUCCAAGGUGCCACUGCAGGGUUCGCCUGAGCUCUGCCGCCGUGCUCCGGCUGCUUUCAGGAAAGCGUGCUUCAGAAUGGGCCAAACACAUUUUUUUUUUUAAUGAUGAAAAAUCUCAGGAUUUUUUGCUGGUCGCUGUGACCCUGAGAAAUUUAAAAAGUCUUUUCCCAGUCCGAGUGCCUGAAGAAUGA
This is a messenger RNA of Melozone crissalis (California towhee), 2034 nucleotides long. Its product is annotated as basic proline-rich protein-like. The transcript has 2 exons. The record is from RefSeq and is a predicted model, not a curated record. Lineage: Eukaryota; Metazoa; Chordata; Aves; Passeriformes; Passerellidae. Bases 1 to 2034 code for a protein of 677 amino acids.